This is a messenger RNA of Topomyia yanbarensis, 728 nucleotides long. RefSeq lists its product as uncharacterized. The transcript has 2 exons. Bases 51 to 674 code for a protein of 207 amino acids. The record is from RefSeq and is a predicted model, not a curated record. NCBI's taxonomy places the organism in Eukaryota, Metazoa, Arthropoda, Insecta, Diptera, Culicidae.
GCUGUUGAUGAAACCUAAACCAGUUGCGUUGCUAAUUCCCCGCCGAGAAGAUGGUAGUGCAGUCGUUUCUAAGGUUACUUGGAUUUACCCUGCUGCUGGUGACUUGUAGAUUGUACAAUUUCGUUGAAGCAGAUGACAGAAUAUAUUUCCCCGAUUCGGGCUUCGAACCGGUUACGAGAUUCAACUCUGCUCCCAACAGAAACACUGGCGAUGUGCCGUGCUCGCCCGGCACGAACAGCAAACAUGCGAAAAAGGGAUUCUAUGUUUACGAUCCGGACGCGAAAGAAUGGACCGUUGCCAUACUGAAAGUUCCUCCUCGAAAUCAAAACUGUUCACGACCGGCAGCUAUGAUGACCAGUGCAGUAAGCGCUGGCGGCACACAGUUUGUCCCUCAAAUAGCGUCGGAUGCACCGACGCCAACGUCGAAUAAGAAUGGAUUACACGUUUACGAUGCCGAUGCAAAGCAGUGGAUAGUGAAUGUACUGAAAAUUCCUACAAAAGAAAAUAAUUCCCGUAUCGGCAGUGGGACUUCAAACGCCGGAGGACAGGUGCAGUCAAGUGAUGCAGCAUUAGAACCCAGGGUGCUGGAUAGUCCAAGGAAAAAUAAACCUAAACCACUGGAGGUUUACAAUAGGGAUUCCCGAACGUGGGAUACAGUUAUAAUUUCUUUUUGAUGCGAUGGAAUGUUUGUGUUGGUAAAUAAACGAGUUGAUUGAAAUAAUCAGUGA